Baudoinia panamericana UAMH 10762 is the source of this 1302-nucleotide messenger RNA. RefSeq lists its product as uncharacterized. The transcript has 4 exons. Gene Ontology annotation, cellular component: Golgi apparatus; endoplasmic reticulum; plasma membrane. Bases 1 to 1302 code for a protein of 433 amino acids. Lineage: Eukaryota; Fungi; Ascomycota; Dothideomycetes; Mycosphaerellales; Teratosphaeriaceae. The record is from RefSeq and is a predicted model, not a curated record.
AUGUCGCAAACGAUGGAGAUGCAGGCGGAGGACCCAGCCAUGAGAGAGAACGAAGAGCCAGAGAAGAAGCAGAAGAGCAGAAGACCACCCAAUACUGCAUUCCGGCAACAACGUCUAAAGGCCUGGCAACCUAUCUUGACGCCUAAGACAGUUCUGCCACUGUUCUUCGCUGUUGGAAUUGUCUUCGCGCCUAUAGGCGGCGUUCUGUUGUGGGCGAGCGCGCAGGUCCAAGAGAUCAUUAUUGACUACUCCCUAUGCAAUACGACGGCGCCGGCGUGUCAGGAUGGAACGACGACACCGCCAGCCGACGCUUUCAUCCCGGACAACGCUGUGACGAGCUAUUUCAAGAACAGCACGAGUAGCGCUGAGAGGCCGACGUGGUGCAUGUCCACCACCGAUGAGGCAGUUACUUGGGCUGGAAACCGCAAUAUACCUGGCACACAGAUAUGCCAUAUCCAGUUCUAUAUGCCCGAUACGCUCGAUCCGCCGGUGUUACUCUACUACCAAUUGACGAACUUCUACCAGAACCACAGACGGUACGUCAAGUCAUUCGACCAAGACCAGCUAUCAGGACAGGCACGUUCGGGAAGCGCCAUCAACUCGAGCGACUGCUCGCCCCUGCAGGGCGAAGUGGACCCUGCCGAUGGCGUAUGGAAAGCGUAUUACCCGUGCGGACUGAUUGCGAACUCUAUGUUCAAUGAUAGCAUACAGUCUCCCGUGCAGCUCAAUGUUGGUGGUGGAGACGCUGCAACGAACUACACGUACACGAUGAGCGCAAACAACACUGCUUGGGGAAGCGAUGCUACGCUCUAUCAGCCCACGAAGUACAAUUAUGGUGAUGUGCUCCCACCGCCAAACUGGAGGCAGAUGUAUCCGGAGUAUAGCCAAGAUAACGCCACGUUGAACUUCCCAUCCUUACAUACGCUCGACGCCUUCCAGGUCUGGAUGCGAACUGCGGGCUUGCCAACAUUCAGCAAGCUUGCGUUGCGCAACGACAACGACAGGAUGCCGAUUGGGCGGUAUCAAGUGGACAUUUUCUAUUACUUUCCCGUCACGGUAUAUGAUGGUAGCAAAUCCAUACUUAUCUCGACGCGAACAGUCAUGGGUGGCCGCAAUCCCUUCCUCGGCAUCGCCUACGUAGUAGUCGGCGGCCUUUGCGUGCUGCUCGGUGCACUGUUCACGGUCACACAGCUGAUUAAACCGAGGAAGCUCGGAGAUCACUCGUACCUCUCCUGGAAUAAUGAGCAACCUUCUACGGCAACUACUACCGGUCGAGCACCGAGACCGAAUGAAGCUGCAUAG